Ficedula albicollis (Collared flycatcher) is the source of this 1212-nucleotide messenger RNA. Its product is annotated as mas-related G-protein coupled receptor member H-like. NCBI's taxonomy places the organism in Eukaryota, Metazoa, Chordata, Aves, Passeriformes, Muscicapidae. The transcript has a single exon. The record is from RefSeq and is a predicted model, not a curated record. The coding region runs from base 301 to 1038 and encodes 245 amino acids.
AGCACCACUGAUCUGCACAGACCCCCUUUGCCUGCUGCUGCCCCACACUGAACAGGUCAGUGAAAUGUUUUCCUCCCUCCCUCCCCCACCUUCCUCUCCUCCAGCAGCUGCUCUGUUCCUGCCACCCUAUUCCAUUGACUGCAGUGCACUCCCCAGAUCCUCCCUCCACUGCCCAGCAUUUCAUGCUGAACUCACAAAUUCUCCUAUUUCCCUAUCCCUAUACCAUAAUUUUCACCAUCCUCUCCCCUGCACUUCUCCCCACUUAAUCCUUCCCACCACAGGGAGCUGCUGAGGAGCCUCAUGGUCCAUCCCUGGAUUCUCCAACCACUGACACUCAUCCACAGAUUCCCAUCCACUCUGACCACAGCCAGGGGCCACAUCCCACUGCUUGCCCAGAGUCCAUCCAUGGAGGUCACCACCAUGUCCCCAUCUCCUGCCUCACCCACCGAAGGGAACAAUCUCUGUGAGAUAGAUGUCACCAACGUGGCCAUACACAGUGUGACACUGCUCAUCUGCCUCUGUGGGCUGGCUGGGAACGGGGCUGUCCUCUCUCUAUUCAGCACCAGCAGAUGCACCAACUUGCUGGCCGAUCUGACUGCUGCCCACUUGCUCUUCCUCCUCUUCACAGUCCCCUCCACCCUGCCCUACCUGGUGAAUGAUGUGUUCUGCUCCACUUUGGUGCCCCCCAUGUACUUGAACUUGCUUUUCCAGCUGUCACUGUUCUCCUGCCAGUCAGAGCUCUUCUGCCGGGUGUUCAUCAGUAUUGAAAGGUAUCAAGAGUCCAUCGACCUCAGACUCUGGUGCCCCUUCCACCAAUACCAGCACCAACUGAGGGUGAUAAUAAGACCCCUGCUCUGGGCCUUGUUCUAUGUUGUCAUUGCUGUCAUUCUAAUGGUGGAUUUCCUGUGCCUUUUCCAAGGGAAAUGCCUGGUGGUUCACAUGUCCCUGUACAUUCUCACGUGCCUCCUCUUUGUCGCAUCCUUGUUCAUUUCCACUGCAGUCAUCUACGUUAUGGCCAAUUUUUACAACCAGCAGUAGGAACUCACUAUGCUUGAAAGAAUUAUCUUCUUCUCUGCACUCUACUCCUUUCCCAUCAGCGUCUCCAAUUUCUUGAGGCACCUCGGCUACACUUCAAGGUGCUUUUCCUGCUCACCUGAAUCCACAGCAGCAUCAAACCUUUCAUCUACUUCUGGGUGGGGUGUCUCAGGUUAC